Molecule: messenger RNA, 513 nt
Organism: Paramecium tetraurelia
Lineage: Eukaryota; Ciliophora; Oligohymenophorea; Peniculida; Parameciidae
Exons: 2
Biological process (GO): transmembrane transport
Molecular function (GO): ATPase-coupled transmembrane transporter activity; ATP binding; ATP hydrolysis activity
Source: RefSeq, a predicted model, not a curated record
AUGUAAUUUUAUCACCCAGAUCAAGGAUAUAUUACUAUUAAUGGUGUCGAUAUCACUUAAUAUGAUAUUCGAACCGGUGUUUUUAAAGGAACCAUUACUGAAAAUAUUUAACUCAAUUUACCAUCUGAAUAAAUAGAAAAUGCAUCCAAGUUAGCCAAAGCAUAUGAUUUUAUAAUUUCUAAUCAAUUUGAAAAGACAUAAAUAACUUAAAAAGGAACGGAUAAGCAAAGAGGAUAAGGAUUUUAAAGAUAGGUUGGUCCCAAAGGUACUUAAAUCUCAGGAGGUCAAAAAUAAAGAAUAAUCUUAGCCAGGGCAAUACUAAGAAAUCAUAACAUCUUAUUAUUAGAUGAAGCAAAGAGUACUUUAGAUACUACCAGCGAACAUUUAGUUUAAGAUAGCAUAAAUAAAUUAAUGCAAAGUAAAACUACCAUUGCUAUAGCCCAUCGCAUAUCUACAAUCUAGGUAUUUUGUUUUGAAUCUAAAUAUAGGAUUCAGAUGUUAUUUAUGUUUUGA